CCUUCCAGCCCCGCCAGUCUGGGAUUCUGUGAUCUCUUGUUUUAAAUUGCUAGAAGGAAAACUGGCAAAGCUUGGUCAUAUGGGAAAUCAGUAGGAAGGUUCAUUAGGUAGAAAUACAGAUGAUUUUUUAUGCAAGUUCAAUAAUCUAUGUCAAAUAUGAAUCUUAAAAUAAAAAAGGGCAUAAUUAAAUAAUAGCAAUUUAGAGACACAGGUGAAAAUGAGAUAACUUUCAUUUUGAACUUAUUACAACAAAGCCUAUGCAUUUAAUUAAAAAAAAAGUUUUCCUUUAAAUUAGAAGGUUAGAAAGAAUUCCUAAUUACAGAUUGUCAGAUAGGAGAACUUCAAUAGGGCUCAUCUGUAUUGUACCCAAUAAGGUAUUGGACCCCAUCUCGUGAAGAUGUGAAAGAGCAAAUAGGAGUUUUUAGAGCAAUUAGUUGAUUCAGUUAUAGAAAACUUAAUGGUUUUUUUCUUCUCUUUAAAAUAUGAGAAAACGUUCAUUUUGACUGAAAUUGAUGUCCAAUAAAUUCUUGCGCAGAAGGGCGUACACAUUUGACAUACAGAAACCACUGGUUUAUAUUGUGAGUUUUCCUUUAUAAACCCUUUCUGAAGAGCUAUACAUCACUCUUCUUCGGAUGUAGUCUUACUGAGUCCAGCAGCCAUUUGGGGUAGACCCACCGUGCCAUGGGGAAGAGCCUUUGGCGGACGCUUUAGCAGAACAGCCGCCACCAGCGACAGCAUUUUGUGGGGCCCCAGAUUCAAACCCCAGCUCUGCAAGCUACUCACCCAGCGGAUCUGGUGUCUGAAGUCCUGCUGAAACCUCACGGAUCCGGGAGUUUGCCUGGUCUGAGUGGUUGGAUUUUCACUUUCUUCAGCACCUCGCAGUUGAUAAAUCAAAGCAGAUUUGGUGGCGUUGGUGCCUCACUGUCUUCAUCCACCUGGGUGCAGCUGGAGAAGUGGUGGAGUUCAGUGUCCGGGCACUUUCCUGGGCCACGGGGUAUCGUCUGUCCCCCGAGCCACCGCCACAGCGAUCCCGUAGCUGUUGAGUUCAGCCGGUUCAUGCAGGACUUCAUUUUUAAGAGAGGGUUGUGUCCUUUGUUGUGACCUCAUGGUUUAACUGGGAAUAAAGAUGAGUAUAAGCAGUGAUGAGGUUAACUUCCUGGUAUAUAGAUACUUGCAAGAGUCAGGGUUUUCCCAUUCAGCAUUUACCUUUGGUAUAGAGAGCCAUAUCAGCCAGUCUAAUAUAAACGGUGCUCUGGUGCCACCAGCUGCUCUGAUUUCCAUCAUCCAGAAAGGUCUGCAGUAUGUAGAGGCCGAAGUCAGUAUUAACGAGGAUGGUACCUUGUUUGAUGGUAGGCCGAUAGAGUCUCUCUCACUGAUAGAUGCAGUAAUGCCUGAUGUGGUACAGACAAGACAACAGGCCUACAGAGAUAAACUUGCACAACAGCAGGCGGCAGCUGCUGCAGCUGCGGCCGCGACUAACCAACAGGGAUCAGCGAAAAAUGGAGAAAAUACUGCAAAUGGAGAAGAGAACGGAGCACAUACUAUAGCAAUUGUUUCCCAUAAUGCAGAUAAUCACACCGAUAUGAUGGAAGUGGAUGGGGACGUUGAAAUCCCUCCCAACAAGGCAGUGGUGCUGCGCGGCCAUGAAUCCGAAGUGUUCAUCUGUGCCUGGAAUCCCAUUAGCGACCUUUUGGCCUCAGGAUCUGGAGAUUCGACAGCACGGAUAUGGAACCUCAGUGAGAACAGCACGAGCGGCUCUACGCAGCUGGUACUUCGACACUGUAUACGAGAAGGAGGGCAGGAUGUACCCAGCAACAAAGACGUGACAUCGCUGGAUUGGAACAGCGAAGGUACACUUCUAGCAACUGGGUCUUACGACGGCUUUGCGAGGAUAUGGACUAAAGACGGUAAUCUUGCCAGCACCUUAGGGCAACAUAAAGGUCCUAUAUUUGCGUUAAAAUGGAACAAGAAAGGAAACUUCAUUUUAAGUGCAGGAGUGGACAAGACCACAAUUAUUUGGGAUGCCCACACUGGCGAAGCCAAGCAGCAGUUUCCUUUUCAUUCUGCACCAGCAUUAGAUGUUGAUUGGCAGAGUAACAACACAUUUGCCUCUUGCAGUACAGACAUGUGUAUUCACGUCUGUAAACUAGGACAAGAUCGGCCCGUCAAAACCUUCCAGGGUCACACAAAUGAAGUAAACGCAAUCAAAUGGGAUCCAACUGGUAAUCUUCUGGCAUCCUGCUCUGACGACAUGACUCUGAAGAUCUGGAGUAUGAAACAAGACAGUUGUGUCCACGAUUUACAAGCACACAACAAAGAAAUUUAUACUAUCAAAUGGAGUCCUACAGGACCCGGAACAAAUAAUCCAAAUGCCAAUCUUAUGUUAGCAAGUGCAUCCUUUGACUCUACCGUUAGGUUAUGGGAUGUAGACAGAGGAAUUUGUAUUCAUACUCUGACAAAACAUCAAGAACCUGUGUACAGUGUAGCUUUCAGUCCUGAUGGCAGGUACCUGGCCAGCGGCUCCUUUGAUAAGUGUGUACACAUCUGGAAUACACAGACAGGUGCCCUAGUUCACAGUUAUCGGGGAACAGGAGGGAUUUUCGAGGUUUGCUGGAAUGCAGCAGGAGACAAAGUUGGAGCAAGUGCUUCAGAUGGUUCAGUUUGUGUAUUAGACCUGCGGAAAUAGCGCUACUAGUUGGAAGCCAUGGACCGACUAUGAAUGUGUACAUAGCCAAAAUGACUGUCCCUGACCCAUGUACUGCUAUAGUCCCAAUUGAACCAUGGCCAGUCCACUACAGCCAAACGUAAAAGAAAUAUAUACAUAUACUGUAUAUAAAAAAAGAGGAGAAAAAAAGAAAAAGAAAAAAAAAAAGUCACACCCUGAAGAGGAUGACAGAGUUUUGUCACAGCUUGUGAAUCCUGUUCACCAAGUGCUGGAAUCUGCUGUGCCCCAAAAUAACAUUGAAAGGUUUUGGAUAUGAAAAUCGGAAGAGAGCGCGAGAGCGAGAGAGAGAAAUAUACCGUAUACAAGAGCAGACCCAUAUACAUACCAAAUUCAGAAGAUACUAAUGGCAGCCUUCCUUCCCCCUUCCCCCCGCAAAUCCAUUACGACGGUGGAUCGUGGGGGGGUUGUUUCCCUUCUCAGUAGUCGAGCAGUUUGUGUGUACAGAGAAAACGGACUUACAGAAAUCUGCAGCAGUAGUUUUUUCUUUGCUUUUAAACAUUGGGUUUUCUGUUUUGUUUUGGUUAAGUUUACGGAUGCAUGAAGUAAGGGAGUGAAUUAGUUUCUUGUUUAUAUAUAUAUAUUUUUAUUUUUUUUUCACCUUGGAAAAAAAUGUUUCUUUGAAACAUAUUUUAAUCCAUUCUUUGAGGAGGUAGAUUGAACCUGAUGACGUUUGGUACAUUUUGUGGCUCCCAGAGCACGAUUUUGUGAACAGAGGGAGAGUGGAAAAGGGAUUAUGGAGAGAGAAGAAAAAACAAAAAAAGCAAAACAAAAAAAAACCCCUACAACAAAAUCCUUCUUUGAGGCGUGAUAUUUCACGUCCUGCUCAUCUACGAAGUAUGACAGUAAUGGGUAUAAUGCUAUGUUUUAUUUUCUGGUGACAUGGCUAAAAUGCAGUCGUUUCUUAUUUGGGACAUCAUUCUGCCAAGCUUAAGAAUAGAAGGGCACAAAAAUACAGAAAAGAAAAAUACAGGGAUGCACACAAAAAGGAAAAAAAAAAAAAAAAGGAAAAAAAAAAAGCAUCUUCUGUUGCUUUAAGACCAUAACUAAAAUAUGGUUAAAUUGUGCACUAUUGUGAAAGGAGCAAAGUAUCGCUGGGGGAUCGUUUUUAAGAGGUUAAGGUCUUUCUGGACAAGGGUUCGCGCCACAGCUUCUCUGAGAGUUGCCCAUCGUUACUUGUAGGAGCUUAGAUGUAUAAUUGUAACCAAACUCCAGUAUUAAAAGUCUCUCAUGUAAUUUUUCUUUAUUAAAAUAAAAUCUUUGGCAUAUAUUUGAUAACACUGCCAUUAAGAGGCAAAAUGUUUACUACCUUAGAUUUAAAACAAAACAAAACAAAAAAACCUUAAACAGAGGACUUGCUUCAAGUUUAUUUUAAUAGCAGUGAUUCAGCUUAUUUAAAAGAUGAAUACUUGCACUAAUUCCCCUGCUGCUCCAGUCCUGCAGUUUAUUGUAUCUUGUGACUACAUUUUUUUCCAAAUAUAGGGUAGAUGUAAGCUGCUAUUUUUUUAAUAAUCACUACUAUAUAGUGUCUUUUACUCUGUUUACAAUAUCAAGUAUUUUUCUUACGAUGACAGAUGUAUAUGGCAAACCUUUUUCUGCUCAUGUGAUUAAAAGUAUACUGAUAGUGAUUUUAUUUGUAAAUGAUAGCAUGAGGUUAUGUUUACGCGUACGUGUAGUCGAAAAGGUUGCAUCAUGUCUUGCAUAAGAUUCCAAGAGUGUAAAUUUAUAAAAAAAGAGAGGUUGUCAAAUUUAUGUCACAGGCAUUUUACUUAAGGAAUGGUUUAUAUGACAGAGCUUUGCAAAGUUAUCGGUUUUAUAACACUAUUUCAAUCACAGAUCAUUUUGUGGCUUAUGAUUGCUAGUCUCUAACCUUUCAUUUUUUCCUUUUCUAUUUUUUUUUUUUAGUUUUAAAUUUUGUCCCCUUCCCCCCCCAAGUUAGGUAUAAAUUGAUUUAAUUGACAUAACGCAGCUUCGAUGUUUUAACCAUUGUUCUUUAGGCAUUGAUUUCUGCUAUUUCCAUGGAAUAAACACGACUUGAAGCAAGUCUGAGUUUGGCUAAGGUAGGGCAGCAAUUUGCCAGUGGUAAAGAGAAGUCAACAACGCAUUCCCUGUAUUCGCCCCAGGACCGUGAUGCUGUCAUACGCAGCGUUUAAAACCCACGAAAAGUCAGAUCCGUAAAGACAGUCACCCGUGGUGGUUCGGUGCCAGCUGUUUUUUAGGGUUUUGGAAGAUAUUACAAAAGUCGAGAGCAAUUACCCUGUGAGUUACAGUAUGUAGGAAACCUAAUGUAUUGAGUGUCUGGCACUUGAAAUGUUGCUUUUAUUGCUGGAGGUCCAUGACUGUGGCUGACCUCUGUCAUUUAAUGGAGAAAAAAAAAAAAAAAAACCACAAAAAUAAAAAAAAAAUUCUGUGCAAUAAUUUUAAACUGUGCUCCCAGGAAUAGACACAAAUGUUUUGAGUAUCUUUAAGCUGCAUUUUUUCGUUUAGCAAUGCAUAUGUCAAUUGCACUGAAUUUAAAUCUGAAAGUCAGAAGUGAUUCUUGAUAGUACUUUUGUAUUUUAAUAUGGACAGUUUAUUCAUUUUCAUAAAAGUUAUUGGAUGAUUCUUUCAGCCGAUCUAAACAAUUGUGGUGGAAUUCUGUGACAUAGCCGCAAAAUCACACACAGCCAUGUUUUAGGGUAUUGCCAUUUUCCUCUUUCUCAGUCAUCAGCUGUUUUGGUUGUAGUUCUAGUCGCUUAAGCAUAGUAUCACGUAGUCAGAAAUAGGUAAAACAGAGCUUCGGUGCCGCCAGGUGCAGGGUUCUCGGGUGCUUAAGCCCGGCCUAGCGGGAACGUCAGGCGCGCAGGCUCGGGGCCCCCGGCCUGGCGUGGGCCGGCGGCGCCCGGCCGCGGUGGAAAGGCGCCGCUCCCCACUCGCAAAGGAUCUGGCCAAUAGAUAUUUUAUUGUUGUCCUUUACUAGCAUGCCACAGUGCUGCUCCUGCUCACCCCUCUUCUCGCCUCCUGUCUUAUACCCUGACAACUGCAUGCAUGCAAGGUGUGCUGGGAUCUGUGAUUCUGUGAAGCGAAAACGAAGGAAAAAAGAGAACCGUGACGUCAAUGAUGAUCUUUUAUAGCACAAAGACCUCGUUUUCGAUAGUGAGGUAGGCUGUCCGAGCUGUUCCUUUGACCUGAGUAUGCCAAACGUCAGCGGGACCCGAAGCCCGCACGAACGCGUGCCCGCGCCUAGUCGUGCACGCCGAGCCGUCCUGCCGCGCCUGUUCUCCGAGCGUGAAGGCAAACGUGUGCCUGUGCCUACGUUGCAGCUCCUGGUUUUUUCCGGUCCAGCGCGUUAACGGGCAAAUACCCCAACGGAGGAUAAAAGGGAGGGGGAAGAGCUGGGCUCAGAAUUCACGAUGGGGUAAGAAGUGAACCGCUCUCGAGUUCGCCGUCUUCCUGUGCAUCCCUCUCAGCAUCCCGUUUCUCAUCUCUGCGGAGUUAGGUCCAGGUUUCUGCAGAGUUCCUCUUUCUCUAUUUUUACUUUAGCUUUUCCUGCGUUUUUAAAUCGAUGUAAAGGUUCCCAACCAGUGGACUUUUUAGUGUAGUUAAGAGAAUAUCUAGGUCCUCAUCAAAGCUUUUUUUAGACUCUUUGUAAUGUUGAUAAACUCAGUUUAUUCUGGGGCUACAAUUGUGCAGGGUCGUUCGGCGUGUCUGCUUGGUGAUUGGAAAUCUUCUAUGAAACACUAAAAGUGCCUCUUUUUCUGGGUUGGGUGGAGGGAGGUAAUAGUUACCAGAGUCAGAAUGACAUGGCAUUUCGAAGCAUGUUUCUUGAUUUCAUGACACUUUAAUGCAUCUUGAGAGAAAGGCCAAAGAUUUCUACCGAUUUUAAUUAAUUUUUCAUUUUAAAAAGCACUCCUUUUUCCUUACACUGCUUACCUCAUGCUAGGGUGUUUAAUGGCACGUCCUACCUUGGAAAUGCUCUUUGUGUUUAGGGAGAGUAGUGGGAGGCCUGGGGCGGCUGCGCGGGUUUGCCUACGGAGCAGCCUUCGCAGCCGGUGCGGUUAGUUCUGCCGAAUGAAGGAAAUCCAUUAAAAUCGCAAACUGGGUUUUUCAGCUUGUAAAUAAAAGGUUGUAUGUUUUUGGGGGGUGGUUUUGGUUUUUGGUUUUUUUUUGUCCGCUUAGCGAAGAGGAGCCUUGGGACCCGGUUUUUUUCCCCGUUUUUUGUUGUUUUUUUUUUUCCCUUCCCCCAGUCUUUACUUAACCAGAAAUCCCAUUGUCUUUCACUUCGUGAGAAAACCUUGCCAGAAUCAGCAUCGGAGGCGCUGGGCGUGCGUAACACCGUAGAGCGACGCCGCGUCCCAGGCGGGCCGGGACCUGCCUCGGCGGGGCGUUCAGCCCGGCGCGCCCCUCUCCCCGGCCUCCCCCCGCCCCGCCAAGUCCCCCCGGGCCGUUCCCCGGUGGGGUGCUCUCCGCAGGUCUGAAGAAAGCAGAAGCAACAUUGUGGCAUGUUAGAAGCAAAUACGGCGUCGGGAGACAGCGGUAAAUCUCCGUCGAGAUCCCUGACGUUUUCCGUGGGGAGGGGGCCCACGGAGCAGCCGUCACUCCUCCCUCUAGAGAAAGCUCUGAAAUACCACGUUCUGGGAGAGCGUGGCCGCCUGCCCUGUCGGUCCGGCGGGCGGCGGGCGAACCAGGAAAACCCGCCGGUCCUCGCGGGUUGCAGGUUUAGUGUUAAUAGCGCUUCAGAUCAGUAGUUUCGAGCACAUAAUUCGCUUUCUCUGCCUUUAAGUUUGAAGCUUGACAAUAACUUGAGGCGCGUUUGUUUCGUUUUCUUUUUGGUUUGUUUUUUUUUUUUUUU
Molecule: messenger RNA, 7553 nt
Organism: Phalacrocorax carbo (great cormorant)
Lineage: Eukaryota; Metazoa; Chordata; Aves; Suliformes; Phalacrocoracidae
Source: RefSeq, a predicted model, not a curated record